Molecule: messenger RNA, 216 nt
Organism: Menidia menidia (Atlantic silverside)
Lineage: Eukaryota; Metazoa; Chordata; Actinopteri; Atheriniformes; Atherinopsidae
Source: the annotation of a GenBank genome assembly
AUGGAAGUCGGUGCCUGGGAGGAGAGCGUGCUCUACGAUGACAGUGAUGGGAUCCCGUGGUCGGAGGAGCGGGUUAUGCGGAAGGUGCUUUACCUCUCCCUGAAGGAGUUUAGGACAGCACAGAAACGGCAGCUCGAUGGGGACGGAAGCACUAACUCCAGUGCCACAGCAGCAGAGUGCUCUGUUUCCCAUCAAUAUGGUGCCAAGCUGAGCUGA